AUGGCUGCUCCAGGCGCUGCUAAUACAAGACUAAAUAUCUAUACUGCUACACCAACACAAAUUAGCAUGCCGAGUCCAGAUUUUGGUUUGUCCCCUACAUUUGAUAUGGCUAGUACCAGUUGCGGAGAUUCUUCGUCUGAUGCACACUCGCCGGAUUUACCGAAGGCUAAAGCGAGUGAUAGAGAAUGCCGUAUUAUCGCAGAAAAACACCGUAGAAGUCAAUUUAAUUCAGAAAUUGCACAAAUGAUGACCCUUCUUUCUGAUAUUGUGCACUCCCAGAGAAAGGUCGACAAAACUAGUGUUCUAAGAUUAGCCGCUAACAAACUUCGCAACGAACAUGUAUUUGGUGAUACUAUAAAAUGUUGUCAUUUAGAAACUUGGUCAAAUGCAAUCAUGAAAUUUUUUGACAUUAUUGGAGGAUUUAUGAUCGCAGUGACAUGUCGAGGUCGCAUUUUUAACGUGUCGCCAAAUGUUCAAGAAAAAUUAGGUUAUUGUCAUGUUGAUCUGCUUGGUCAAGAUAUUUAUAAUUAUGUUCACAAUGAAGAUAAAGAAAUUUUACGAAAACAUAUUUAUCCAACUGAAUUACAGACUGGCUGUGAUUCAAAAAUGUUUGAGCAACACCAUAAUUUCUGUGUAAGACUUCUGCGUGCUGGUGCAAGAGCAGAUCCACCGAAAUAUGAACGCUGUCGUAUUGAUGGUAUGCUACGCAAGUCAGAUAAAGCUACGUCUAAUGGAGUUGAAGAUGAAAAAACAAUAAGAAGGCAAAGAGUCCGACAUCAGAGAACAUUCUCAUCAAGUGGAAAUGAUUUUGUUUUUAUUGGUAUGGUUCAUCCUAUAACGAACCCAUUGCCAGUAAAGAUAUUACCACCAACAGCUUAUUCAGAGUACUGGACCAGGCACCUUGUUGAUGGCAGAAUUGUCCAAUGUGAUCAAAGCAUUUCACUAGCAGCUGGAUAUAUGACGGAAGAAGUUACAGGAACCUCUGCUUUUGUAUUUAUGCAUAAAGAAGAUGUUCGCUGGGUUAUUUGUGUGUUGCGUCAAAUGUAUGAUGAAAGCAAGGAAUUUGGUGAGUCUUACUAUAGAUUAAUGUCUAGGUCAGGUCAUUUCAUCUACAUGCGAACACGAGGUUUCCUUGAAAUAGACAAAGCUACUAAAAAAGUUCAAAGCUUUGUAUGUGUAAAUAGUGUUAUAGGAGAAGAAUAUGGUCGUAAAAUGAUGGAAGAGAUGAAACGAAAAUAUUCAGUAAUGGUAGAUGUUGAUAGUAACCAAAGUGACAGGGCAAUCACACAAGAUGAAGCUCCAGUAGAGCAUCCUAAACAUUUAGAGCAAAUUGUUAUGCAUUUGGUUGAACCGGCUGCUAGUGAUAAUUUUGAUGAGUUAAAAUUGGUAGCACCUUCUAAAGAGAACAUUAUUUCUGCUAUUAAAAAUAGUGAAAGGGUUGUUCAUGAAACUGGUGUUAGGUUUGAUACAAGGAAAAGAAAAAAUUCUGAUUGUGAAGAUAGCAAAGAACACUUAAAAAAGCAAAUUUGCUAA
Messenger RNA from Pieris macdunnoughi, 1533 nucleotides. The record is from the annotation of a GenBank genome assembly. NCBI's taxonomy places the organism in Eukaryota, Metazoa, Arthropoda, Insecta, Lepidoptera, Pieridae.